AUGUAUAGUGGACCAUUGGUGAAAUGGAAGUGGGAGAAGAGGCUCUCGACGGUGCGCCAGGCGCACGAGAUCGGCUUCACAUUGGACACGCCGCCGUCCGCAGCGGAAGGGUUAGACGACAUCAUGGAGGAACUACAGGGGGGCUUUGCGCCCGCACCCGCCCCGCAGACGCUGCUGGAGAACGUCACUGUCCAAGGUUUCCAGACCAAGGUGCUGGAGGCGGUAAACCAGCCGGGCCUGUCGGCCUAUGUGGCGGUGGUGUAUUUCCACCUGCCUAGCUGCGCACCCUGCCACGAGAUGCUCCCAGUGCUGCGACAAGCACGUGCCAGGGUAGAGGACAGCGCUCGAUCGCGCGAGGUGAUCUUGAUUCGGCCGAUUCGGAUCUUUGUCUUGGACUGUAGCCAGAGUGAGGCCGCAGAAGUUUGCGAACGCUUCGCGCAGAGUACUUAUCCGGCCAUCCGCGGCUUCCGGCAAGGGCGCCUUGUGGGCUUCAACAGGCCCAGGGAGCCAGACGUGAUAGCAUGGUGGAUGGCCCGGAUUGCGCGACCCUCCUUCUUCCUGCUCGACACUCCCGAGCACUGGAAGAACACGAAGCUUCAAAGGGUUCCAAGCUUCCUGCUGCUCCUCGCAGAUUCUUCAGAUCAGGAGUCGGUGACUUUGUGGGAGGAGAUCGCCAUCGAUAACCUUGAGCAGUGCAACUUCUACCUGGCCUUGCACUCACAAGGUAUCUGGAAGUUCCUUCCUGGCCGGCCACCCUCUGUGCACGUGUCUGCCCACCAGGAUAUGGGCUUGGACGCGGCACCCUUCCAGUGGGCACCCGACAAGGAAGUGAUGCAGACCUGGCUUGAGAUUAGCCUCCGGCCGCCUGUGUCAAGCCUGGGCUCGUGGAACAGCAGAGAGCUUCUCCGAUCAGGUCUGCCCGUGGUUGUACUACGGCACGGCCAGGAUGAGGCGAGUGUCACAGCAGUGGCCACGUUCCGCGAGCGCGUGAACCAGGAGCUCCGUGCUACUGGGCAGUACAUCUUCGCCACCUUGGACGUUGACACGGCAGACGCGCGUGUGCUUGCAAGGUCCUGGUUCCCGCUGGUGGGCAAGAACUUCGAGGAUUUCCUGCCCUUCCCGGUGACGCUGCCACCCGAGAUUUUCGUUUUCACGAAGUCGAGAACGACGGGCGAGGCCAUCUUCUGGUACUCACCAGAGUUUCCAGCUGCAGCGAAUUUCACGCUCAGAGAUGUGGAGGAGUUGGUCAGCCGAUCCACGUGGUUUCAUGACAACAGCGGCAUCUCCUUGGCGAUGCAAACGCUGCUGCGCUUCGACCGCUUCGGCGCCCGGUCUCCGCUCCAUCGGCUGAUAUGGCUUUGCACGCCGUUCUGUGUUGCAUGGACCGUGGGCUAUAUCUGGCGAGGCUUGUGUCACAUUCUGGGCCUUGGCGCCAAUGCCCAGAAGGCUGGCAACGGCGACGACGGAUCAGAUGCAUCGUCGAAAUCGCGCAAAGCGCGGAAAGGUAGCAAGAAGACCCGGUAA
Molecule: messenger RNA, 1524 nt
Organism: Symbiodinium sp. CCMP2592
Lineage: Eukaryota; Dinophyceae; Suessiales; Symbiodiniaceae
Source: the annotation of a GenBank genome assembly